UCUAACAAUUUUUCUUUCAUUUCUCCGACGGUCGACGAGGCGUUCGUUCGAUCGUUUGGUCACGUCAUCUUUUUUAUCUUGUAAUGACUGAUUUUUGCGUCCCACAUGCUUAGGGGUAAUCGAAUUAAGAAGAAAUCCAAGAAUCCCCGCACUAGAAGAAAACUUCGAGUGACCGCGGACGUAAAUGUGAACUAGAAAGUGUGUGAACGGAGUCGCGAGGUGUCUCGUCCGUCCGGUUCGAUCUGGAUUUUAGCAGUUUGAACCGCGAGUCGGGCUCCCUUUUCCCCGUUAAUCAUUAAUUUUAAAGUUUGGUGGUGUAUUUAAAGACUUAUUUAUUUAUUAUUGUCCGUUAUUCGGAGUGUUUUAGUGGUGUAAUCGUUUUAUAAGUCGCGUAUCAAGAUGUCUGAAGAGUCGUCCGCCGAUCGUAAUGUCGAAAUAUGGAAGAUCAAGAAGCUCAUAAAGAGCUUGGAGAUGGCCAGGGGCAAUGGCACAUCCAUGAUAUCCCUCAUCAUCCCGCCCAAGGACCAGAUCUCUCGCGUGUCCAAGAUGUUGGCCGACGAGUUUGGCACCGCGUCCAACAUCAAGUCGCGCGUCAACCGCCUGUCCGUGCUCGGCGCCAUCACCUCCGUACAGCACAGGCUCAAGCUCUACACUAAAGGUACACACCCAACAUGUCGGCCGACGAGUCUGGCACCGCGUCCAACAUCAAGUCGCGCGUCAACCGCCUGUCCGUGCUCGGCGCCAUCACCUCCGUACAGCACAGGCUCAAGCUCUACACUAAAGGUACACACCCAACAUGUCGGCCGACCAGUUUGGCACCGCGUCCAACAUCAAGUCGCGCGUCAACCGCCUGUCCGUGCUCGGCGCCAUCACCUCCGUACAGCACAGGCUCAAGCUCUACACUAAAGUGCCUCCAAACGGCCUAGUGAUCUACUGCGGCACCAUCGUCACCGAAGAGGGCAAGGAGAAGAAAGUCAACAUAGACUUUGAGCCGUUCAAGCCCAUCAACACCUCGCUGUACCUGUGCGACAACAAGUUCCACACGGAAGCGCUCACGGCGCUGCUGGCCGAUGACAAUAAGUUCGGCUUCAUCGUCAUGGACGGUAACGGCGCGCUGUUCGGUACGCUGCAGGGCAACACUAGAGAGGUGCUUCACAAGUUCACGGUAGACCUGCCGAAGAAGCACGGUCGCGGUGGUCAGUCCGCGCUGCGUUUCGCGCGUCUCCGCAUGGAGAAGCGGCACAACUACGUGCGGAAGGUGGCCGAGGUGGCCACGCAGCUGUUCAUCAGCGCCGACCGCCCCAACGUGGCCGGCCUCAUCCUGGCCGGUUCCGCUGACUUCAAGACGGAGCUCAGUCAGUCCGACAUGUUCGAUCCUCGGCUGCAAGCCAAGAUCAUUAAGCUGGUGGACGUGUCGUAUGGAGGCGAGAACGGGUUCAACCAGGCCAUCGAGCUGGCGGCCGAGUCGCUGCAGAACGUCAAGUUCAUCCAGGAGAAGAAGCUCAUCGGACGGUACUUCGACGAGAUCUCGCAGGACACGGGCAAGUAUUGUUUCGGUGUGGACGACACGCUGCGCGCGCUCGAGCUCGGCGCCGUCGAGACGCUUAUCUGCUGGGAGAACCUCGACAUCCAGAGAUACGUCCUCAAGUCGCACGCAACCAACCAGGAGACCAUCUUGCAUCUGACGCCUGAGCAGGAGAAGGACAAGUCACACUUCACCGACAAAGAGAGCGGGGUGGAGCUCGAGCUGGUGGAGUGCCAGCCGCUGCUGGAGUGGCUCGCCAACAACUACAAGUCGUUCGGCGCCACGCUCGAGAUCAUCACCGACAAGAGCCAGGAGGGCAGCCAGUUCGUGCGCGGCUUCGGAGGCAUCGGCGGCCUCCUCCGCUACAAGGUGGACUUCCAAUCCAUGCAGCUGGACGACGAGGAGAUCGACAACAUCUACGACAUCGACGACUACUAGACCGUCCAGUCCAGAGUACAGUCAGCAGCAAAAGCUGCUAAGCGGGUGAAGUGUUUAAACACCUUGACACGCUCUUAUUCUCUUAACUAUAAAGUCGCGCCAAGAUCACCUUGAACACCUGGCCCGCUUAGCAAGUUCUGCUGCUGACUAUACCAUCGAGUCAACUGACUAGUUGUAAACCUUAUUCUAGGGCAGCCAUCCUCAAACUUCUGUUUUAACAGAAACGUCUGUAUACGAUAUAGGGCCCGUGCAUGAACUAUAGGGGGCAGCAUAGGAGCCAUCAAAUUUUUGCCGCGAGGCGUAAAUGUGUCGUUUAUGCUUCCGAUGUAGCCCACAAUAUGGCAGAACCUACUAUGCACAAGGAAACGUACAGACUAGAACGGUAGAGCAUUUGCUUUGGCAAUGUACAUGUGCACAUGUUUCCGAUUCAGGCCACAAGAUGGCAGACCCUCCAACGCGCACGGUCCCUAUCACAAAGUUUAGAAAUAAAUGAUGAAAAAAUUACUUUCUCGGGCGAGGCUCGAAGUCUCUGUAGCUCGGUUGACAGCGCAAUGGGCAAGUGAUUCAGAGUCACGAGUUCAUGCCUCGCCCGUGACAGUGAAUUUUUGCACUUUGUAUUUAUUUCUGGACUUAUAAUUAACCCUUUUUAUUAGGGCCACAAAGACGGUCUAGUCUUGUAGCCCCGGGCCGCAAAAUAAAUUUGCUACUUAUAUUAGUAUUAUAGGUGUCGGUUCCCAAGGUUAUGUAUAUGAUACCUGGAUCACCUAGCUGACGACUUAAAGCCUUCGUUGAGUUGAGUAUGACUGUUCUAGUUUAAUAAGGCUUUAGUUUCGGUCAGCUGACGUUAGAACAGUAGUUCCUCCGUCCACUGUGUGUAAAGUACGAUAAGAAUUCAAUGCGAUAGGUUCUCGUUCUUUACACAAUAAUAAGUCUCGUUCUAACUGAUAGAUGCAUCCCUAUCGCUCUUUAAAGCGCGUAAAAUAUUAAGCAAAAUAUAACGGUACACAUUGUUGUAAACUUUUUAUGUUUCAAGUCCAGUGUGCGUAUAUAUUUAUAUAAUAAUAUAACGAAGAUACAUUUUUGUUUCCAAAACAAAAAUGUGUGUUGUAUUGGAAGCUGAUCUAUAAAAUUAACGUUUUUUCAUUACGAAUCUCGACGUCUCUAAGACAUCUGUUCUUAAAGUUUCGACAAAUGUGUGUGAUAGCGAGACAUGUCUAUUCCACAUGGAUAAGUGAUGAAAAUACGACAAUAAUACCCCUAAAGGGGACGGCGGAACUAUUGUCAGGGCUAAAUCCACUGCUUUGUUGAUUCCUCUUUCCUCCUAAGGUCUAUAAAUAUAAAAGGUGAAGAAAAGCGUCACCAUUUAUAUCACCUGUAAAUUCGAGGCACUUUUUUUUACUUACAGUAUUGUAAGGCUUUUAAAUUAUUUAUAUAGACCUCAGGGGGGUACUAAAAGUUAUAAGGGACUAUUAGAUCAUGAAUGUGGCAUGUAUCUAGACGGUCAGCGUGCUCAAAACACCAUUCAGUUUUCAUUAAUUAUUAUCUUUCGUCUAGAUAUAUUCGCUACUAAAAUCUUAAAAAAUGCACAAAUGAUACGGCACGUUAAUAUGUUUUCCAAGGCAUACGCUGUAUAUAUUCGUAUAAUAGGACAAUAACACCAAUGAUAUAUACGAACAGAGGACAUAUAUUACAUAUAUGUAUAUGUAUGCUUUGGGAACUCUGGCCGAGCACUGUCAACAACCUUGUCGUGAUCAACCUUAAUAGAAAUAAACCAUUUUCAACUGCGCAUCCCUUUCCGAGCUACGGUCACAUCAUAAGUAAUAGGUGCAACACACAACAAUAAUACUUAGAAAGGUUUUUGUGUGCGUUGCGUCUUUAGAUGUAGAUGUCUCUCCCUCCUGUAUAAUUAAUAUGUAUAGCUUGUCUGUACUCUACCGGAUACCGUCUAUACAUCACCGACAAUCUUUAUCACACUGGCCGUGCGUUAUCCAACCUUGAUACUGGCGGAAUCAUUAAGCCCUGAUGGAGCCAUAAUACACAAAAAUCGAUUGAGCUUGUCUGUCAGUGUAAAUUUAAGGAGUAAAUAAUAAAAUUAAUAAAAUAUGUAGAUCGUAGGUUCAAUAAAGAGGAUCUCAGCUUGAAAAUGGUUUAUCUGUACCGUUGUUAGAGUAAAUUGCUUGACUGAUUUCCCAUAAGGGCGACAAGGUUGUGGGACAUAAUGUUUAAAUAUUAUGUAUUUAGUUAAUCCGAGUUUUAAAACGGUUUUUUAUUUGUUAUAAGUCAGUGCGCUCGUUUUAAAUACUUAAUAUCAUAUGAUGAAAUCUGCUUAUUAUGGGCCUUCUACACACCACCAGACAUAAUUUUGUCUUUAAUGUCAAAAAUGAUUUACUCUAUGAAAAAAAAAUAUUUUAAUCCUAAAGGUGGGACUGUACCUACGUUUUUUCCGUAACUGUUUCAGCUAUAUUUGUGUAGACUUGAGAAAAAGUCUAGAACACAGUAAAAUAACGUGUCGUUAACGAAUGUAGGAACCAUUGCGAUUGACAUUUAAAAGCCCUGUCUCAAAGAUAAACUAACUUUUAUGAAGCUUAUAUCUGAAACAGUUAUUCGAGAUGAAAAAUCAGUUACGUAAAUGUCAAAAUGUCUCGGCUCUAAUAAUUUAAGGUCUCUUUUGUAUGUUGGUACCAUCGCCCACGCUGUUAACUGACAAUUCGUAAACCUUAUUACAAAAGGCAUAAGGCCCACCGAUGGACAGUUAAGAGUGUAGCUGUUCUGUUUGUAGAAGGUCCAAAUAUCUCACAACUAAUAGGAUUUUACUUUUUCAUUGGAUAUAUUUGCGGAUGAAAAUUUAUUUGGGUUACCUAGUUACUAGUUGCAAACAUUGUUUGUGUUUGACAAUUGGUAUUUUAAUAAAUUGUAAUUAUCAAUUGUUAGGAUGAUUAAAAAGGAAAAAUUCAAGUAACUUGUUCUUUGUUUAACUUGAAGUUUUAAGGAAAUAAUGUGUAUCCUCAUACACAUACUCCAAGUAGAUACACGUACACAUUAUUUCCUGUGCAAUUGAUUAAUUUUUUUUAUCUAAAAAGCUUGAAAGCGAUAAAUUACAUAAACUUCAAAUAUCUACUUAUCUAUGUUGCACAUACAUUUACCUAACAGUAUUGAGACUCAUCCCAGAACAGAAUAUACAUGUUUUUAAAAACAUUCCUUGUUGUGACUGUCAUUUUUGUUUUAACUGCUAUGGAAUACUUUAAAUAUCAAUGAAUAUUGAAUGAAAUAUGAGCAUAUGUCGAAUAUUAUAUCACUCUGUGUGAACUAUGUAAGUGUUACUACUAUAUACUAAGCUUCAAGUGAGGUGUAUAGUAUUAUAGUUCCUCUUACCAGUUAGAUGUAACACUGUUUUAGCUCUCAAUGAAGGUUAGUUCAUUUUUCAUGCGUUGGUCCGCUUUGCCUAUUCGUGUGAGCUUGCGCACUCGACGCCUUGUUUAUGUAUGUAUUCAAAUUACUGUAUAAUGUGCCUUAUCGAAAUAAAACGUGGAAAACUGA
Cydia fagiglandana is the source of this 5500-nucleotide messenger RNA. It is a transcript of the gene eRF1, whose product is annotated as eukaryotic peptide chain release factor subunit 1. The coding region runs from base 797 to 1963 and encodes 388 amino acids. Lineage: Eukaryota; Metazoa; Arthropoda; Insecta; Lepidoptera; Tortricidae. Gene Ontology annotation, cellular component: translation release factor complex; cytosol. Gene Ontology annotation, molecular function: sequence-specific mRNA binding; translation release factor activity, codon specific. The transcript is spliced from 9 exons. The record is from RefSeq and is a predicted model, not a curated record. Gene Ontology annotation, biological process: cytoplasmic translational termination.